This is a messenger RNA of Orbicella faveolata, 1201 nucleotides long. RefSeq lists its product as uncharacterized. The record is from RefSeq and is a predicted model, not a curated record. Gene Ontology annotation, molecular function: protein binding. Lineage: Eukaryota; Metazoa; Cnidaria; Anthozoa; Scleractinia; Merulinidae.
AUGGAAAAGUUUAAGAAAGAAAACAAGUCCAUGAACGACUGGAUGGACGAGACGGAAAAGUUGGUCAACUCACUAAGCGUGAACAUGGAUCCGAAGAAAGCGAGUAGAGUACAAGAUAAAAUUAACGAUCAUUUUUUUAAGAAGAAAGUCACUUAUGAGUCGCUCAUAAAUCAGAAGAUGGAAAAGUUUAAGAAAGAAAACAAGUCCAUGAACGACUGGAUGGACGAGACGGAAAAGUUGGUCAAUUCACUAAGCGUGAAUAUGGAUCCGAAGAAAGCGAGCAGAGUACAAGAUAAAAUUAACAUACGAUAUGGGGAGAUGAAGGACAAACAAUCUAAGGUAGACUCCAUUAAGCUGCUGAGCAAGCAGAUUGAGAACGAGACUUUGGACCCAACAAUCAGCCAGCCGUUUCUAAAGGAAGCAGAAGCACUGGGGGAAAGGUGGAGCAAGAUCAAGGAGAUGAUUGAAAAUUAUGAUGAAAAGGACGCCGGGAGCAAAGCUUCAUCCAGCAACUGCUGUGGCGCGUUCUUGAAAAAGAGACUAUUUCCGAUUUGGUCGUAUAAUUAAGGGGUGCAUGUAUGGUCACGCAAUCAAAUACUACAAUGAUACUGCGUAUUAAUCUGUCAACUACUAGGUACUAAGAUUGCUUGUAGAGAUUUAAGAGGUUGCGAAGGCUAGCUAGGUGGCAAGAGAGUUCAAUAGUCAUUGUACUCCGAUACCAAGAGAGCAGAAAUGCGAAUUAACGUUACGAAAUGUAAGGUUGUAACUAACAUGAAUGUAGUUCUUUUUCUUCAAAAAUGGAUGGAAAUACGCGAAUGUAGGUAAUAAUUGGUACAUGAAUGUCCCCAAACACAAGAUGGCUACAAGAGGCCACUGUAGGUUAAUAUGAAUCUACUAUAUGAAAAAAUGUUAUGAUCAAAUGUUUCAGUAAAGGGCUUCUUCCUGGGCAGCGUAAAAUUACAGAAAAGGUACGAUUCUGUAUUGACUUAUUGUUUGAUUGCAUGCAUGGGAUCACCUAGGAAUUAAUAAAGGGACUGGAAAGUUCAGCUCCUUCAGGCGAUUCUGUCACAUGAAAAAGUGGUCUUUGGGUAAAACUAAGCCUAACAAUAUUACGCUGAAUUACGUUCAAUUGAUUUGCAUGUGAAUGAAGUCUGUAUAAUUACUUUUUUCGGUCAUUAAACUAUUAUAUCCUCUUUCUAAA